AUGGAACCAACAUUCUUGCACUUGGGAUUUCCUGUUAAUAAUUCUGCAAAUGCAUUCAAGAUUGUGGGGCGUUCAACCAGUUCGUCAGACAACAAAGGAAGUUCGGUUGUUGCUUGCACUGCUACGUCUUCAGGCAAGGAUAUUGAAGAGGAAUCAUCUCUAGAUAUUGAACUGGACCUUACUUUUAAUCUCGGCUGCGAGAAGUUACAUAGCCUUAAGAAACCAGUUGAUUCCAAUAUGAAGGCAUUGGAGUUGCAACCAAGUUUGAUUUGGAACCGAGCCUUUCCACCAUCUCCGCGAGAAAUGUCGCCAACAAACUCAACUUUACAAAAGGAACCAACAGAGAGUUUCUCAGACGGUUUUGGCUGGUAA
Molecule: messenger RNA, 372 nt
Organism: Lathyrus sativus (Indian pea)
Lineage: Eukaryota; Viridiplantae; Streptophyta; Magnoliopsida; Fabales; Fabaceae
Source: the annotation of a GenBank genome assembly